AUGGCUGAUAAAAAAUUCGUUCCCCCUAAAGGGUUUCAGAACAGGACUGCAGCAGAGGCGGCAGGCAAGAUUUCUCAGGAAAAGCGCAAGCAAAACAAACAGGAUGCGAAAGACUCAAAGAAUCAAGAAGUGGUAGAAGCGGCCGGGAAGAGCUCUCAGGAGAAGCGCACGGGAAACAUAAUUGAUAUGUAUAAACGCUGA
Messenger RNA from Penicillium bovifimosum, 201 nucleotides. RefSeq lists its product as uncharacterized. NCBI's taxonomy places the organism in Eukaryota, Fungi, Ascomycota, Eurotiomycetes, Eurotiales, Aspergillaceae. The transcript has a single exon. The record is from RefSeq and is a predicted model, not a curated record. The coding region runs from base 1 to 201 and encodes 66 amino acids.